UGCACCUCGGGUGGACACCCUGGUUAUUUCUAAGGGCCAUCUGGGUUCCAAGGGCUGAGCUCAAGCCGGCCCACGGGGGCGUGGCCUCGAGCUCUGGGCGUGGCUUCGAUCUCGGGGGUCGUCCUCGCCGUCUCGCCCGCUCGCCUUCACCCGCACACCCGUUCUUUUCGGUUACUUUCUGCUACGGCCGUUCCCCGCCCUGCCCCGGGUCCACGGGGCCGUGAUCUGAUCUUCGGUCGGCUGUAGGAGUCGUCUCCGACCUCCGUCGAAAAUGGGGAACGUGCAGUCGGAGCCUUCCGCGGGCGGGGGCUCCCGAAAAGAGCAGGCCUCGGACCGCGCACCCGACUCGCGCAGGACGCCUCUGGUGGAGCCCGAGGUGACCCCCUCAUCCCCAGCCAUGCGCCUGGCUCGAGGGCUGGGCGUCUGGUUCCCUGGCAGUUCCGGGCCCCCGGGACUCCUGAUGCCCCCGGAGCCCCAGGCCUCACCCUCGCCCCUGCCCCUGACCUUAGAACUGCCCUCGCCAGUGACACCCCCUCCAGAGGAGGCGGCUACGGCGACGGUCUCCACACCACCCCCGCCCCCCGUGGGGACCCUGCUGCCCGCGCCAUCUAAGUGGCGAAAAUCCACGGGCACUGCAGUGCCUCGGAUCCGCGGCCUGCUGGAGGCGAGCCAUCGUGGCCAGGGUGACCCUCCGAGCCUCCGCCCGCUGCCACCGCUGCCCCGGCAACUGACCGAAAAAGAACCGGUCCCGAGGGCCCCAGCUCCCCCUCCGACGCUCCUGGAGCCUCGGAAGCAGCUACCGCCAGCCCCUCCGCCUUGCGACCAGCAGCAGCCCCCGAGCCGCAGAGUCACUCCGGCCUCGUCGCCCACAAGCCCCGCAGAAAGCCAGGUCAGACACAGCAGCGAGGGUCCGGCGGCCGGGGGAGCCCGCGGAGGGGCGCCUCCCCAAGGCGGAGAGGGUGAGAUGGCUCGCUCUGCUACUUCCGAGUCCGGCCUGAGCCUGCUGUGUAAAGUCACCUUCAAGUCGGGGCCCCACUUGUGCCCCCCGUCGACCUUAGGCCCCUUAACAGCCAAGGCCUCCCCCGGGGCCGGCGGAGGAGGAGGACUGUUUGCCUCUUCGGGAGCCAUCUCCUAUGCUGAGGUACUGAAGCAGGGGCCCCAACCUCCUGGUGUCACUCGUCCCCUGGGCGAGGCGCCUCGUACGGCUCAGGAAACCGAGGGCGGUGACGGAGAUUGUGAAGGAUGUUCUGGUCCCCCUUCGGCACCUGCUCCCCUUGCCCGAGCUCUACCGCCACCCCCUUACACCACCUUCCCAGGUUCAAAGCCCAAAUUCGACUGGGUGAGCCCUCCCGAUGGCACUGAGCGGCACUUCCGAUUCAACGGGGCAGUCGGGGGAAUCGGGGCACCCCGACGGCGCACAACCACACCCUCAGGGCCUUGGGGCUCCCCUCCACCAAAGUCAGGUCAGACGCAUCCAGCUUCCGGGCCCCGGAGGCCCGCGCCUGCCUUGCUGGCACCGCCCAUGUUCAUCUUCCCGGCGCCCACCAACGGCGAGCCUGCACGCCCAGUGCCUCCAGGUCGGCAGCAGACACCUCCGUUGCCACCACCACCGCCGACGCCACCAACCACUCCGCCACCGGUGCCGCCACCCAUACCACAGCCGCCAGCACUUCCGAGGACGCCGAUACUGGUGGCCCACACACCUAUCCCAGACCCUGGCCACGUGGAGCCAGCCUUGGCUCCCACUCCUGUCCCCGCUCUCCCCCCUACGGUGGCUGCCGACCAGGCCCCGCCCCCACCCCCGCCUCCAGCCCCCGCUCCGGCCACAUCCCCAGCUCCAGCAACCACCACCACCACCACCACCACCACCACCACCUCUGAGCCUGCACCGCCGGUGCCCCAGCCCACCAAGAUUCGCACACGCAAGAACAAAGGUCCCCGAGCCACCCGGGGUGUGAUCCGUGAAGAGGUAUCUGGGGACGGCCCUCGGGAACUGGCUGCGACUCCGGUGGCUGACGGCAGCGGCAGUGGAGGCGGUAGCAGCAGCGGAACCUCCACGGCUGGGGCCCCGAACAAGGGUGCAGCGCGCCACUGGCCGCCUUUCGAGGUGCUUAAUUCUUGUCCCUGCAAGUGCUACUGCCGCCAUCAACCCCGUCACCGACGCCUGCCACGCAACGUGUCUGCCUGGCUGAGUACACCCACCAACCACCUGAGCGAGCCGCCCUGGGUGGCCACUGUCAAGCUAGCUGGCUCCCUAGUAGCUGGCCUGGAGCACUACGACUUGCAGGCCACCCAUUCCAACUGAGGGCCGUCCGCCCAGCACCCUCCGCCUCACGUCCCCUGUCAAUAAAGUACCCGGUCUACACA
This is a messenger RNA of Mesocricetus auratus (golden hamster), 2367 nucleotides long. It is a transcript of the gene Ggn, whose product is annotated as gametogenetin. Lineage: Eukaryota; Metazoa; Chordata; Mammalia; Rodentia; Cricetidae. The record is from RefSeq and is a predicted model, not a curated record. Gene Ontology annotation, molecular function: ubiquitin protein ligase binding. The transcript is spliced from 3 exons. The coding region runs from base 272 to 2305 and encodes 677 amino acids. Gene Ontology annotation, biological process: double-strand break repair; gamete generation.